AUGGGAAGAAAAGGCAAGAAGAAGAGUGAGGCACUACCGCCGUCGGACCCAGAGGAAAGUGGAGGUGGACCAAUCACGCUGAUGUGCACAGCAAUGGUGGGCAUAGGUGAUCCGCCGCAGCCUUUCCUCGUGGUGCGCCUGCAUCGCAGUGAAGAGUACUGGAGUAGCAACGCUGCUGGUCUUCUAGACAUGUGCUUGGCCCAGCUUCAUUCGCCCAGCUCCGAUCGACCACCGAUCGAUCGCAAGGAGAUGAACCGCACCGACGCCUGGAAAAAGGAUGGGUGCCCUUGCAUGAUGGUGCUGGAUGAAUUGAACCUGUGGCCAUCAGAGUACAUCAGUGCCAGAGGAGAAGUCACCGAUGACACGGGCGAGUGCUACGUGGCCUACGGCUGCGCAUCCAACCUGCGGCAACGCUCGCGCGCGAUGUGGCUGUCGGUGGCCAUCAGCUUGUUGAUGUCGCCGAAGAUGGCGAUGUCCAAAGAGAAGUUCUUCGGACGUUUCCCGGGACUGGAAGAAGUGGUCCGUCAGGUUCAGCAGCAAAAAAAAGUCUUCUUCCUCAACCAACAGACGGUGCAGGACGAGGAGAUUUACACUUUCCUCCGGCAGCUGUCUUCAUGGCCCUCGGGCGACCCCCGAGCCUGGAUUGCUCCGGGUGAGGGUCCGUGCGAAGUCUAA
Cladocopium goreaui is the source of this 675-nucleotide messenger RNA. NCBI's taxonomy places the organism in Eukaryota, Dinophyceae, Suessiales, Symbiodiniaceae. The record is from the annotation of a GenBank genome assembly.